Messenger RNA from Fusarium musae, 3978 nucleotides. RefSeq lists its product as uncharacterized. The coding region runs from base 1 to 3978 and encodes 1325 amino acids. Lineage: Eukaryota; Fungi; Ascomycota; Sordariomycetes; Hypocreales; Nectriaceae. The transcript is spliced from 3 exons. Gene Ontology annotation, molecular function: protein binding; ATP binding; protein serine/threonine kinase activity. The record is from RefSeq and is a predicted model, not a curated record. Gene Ontology annotation, biological process: peptidyl-threonine phosphorylation; peptidyl-serine phosphorylation.
AUGGAGACUAUCAUAGACCCCUUCAGCCAGAUUUUAUGGCAGGCUCCUUCGACGCUGCCAGAGAGCAGCGUACAGCUCCAGCCAAUAGAGGAAGAAGUCAGAGAGCAGCUAAAUCGGAAUGAAAACAGGUUUCCAACCUUUUUAGCCCAUGUCUCAUCCCUAGAAAAGAAAGGCCGCAAUACAGAAACCGUUUUCAUUGACGAGUACAUCCAAGGCUUCACUGAGCGAUCAUUCAUCGACCGCGGGGCAACCUUCUCAGUGGAACGAGCCAUCGCAAUCCCAAACCCUCAAACAAUCAACUCCGCACCGUCAGUCAUCCGCCAAAAGCGUGUCGUGGCUUUAAAAACAGUUCGAAUCCAGUCUCAGUCUGAUGAUCUACCCAAAGCAGGCUGGGAUCACGUAUUGCUCGAAAUUCGCGCUCUUCUUCACGAAACCCUCCGAUAUCACCCUAAUAUCGUGCGACUCGUCGGCUUGUGCUGGGGACCCAACGGAGCAUCCGGAAGCGUUUAUCCUCAACUCGUCAUUGAGCAUGCUGAGCACGGAACGUUAGAGGAUCUUCAGAAUAACUCGAAAUCGCCUCUUUCGUUCGCUGUCAAGCAAAAGCUGCUGUAUGAUGCGGGGAAAGGUCUCUCGAUUAUUCACGCCUGCAGCAUUAUUCACGGCGACAUCAAGCGCCAGAACGUGCUGAUCUUCGCCGAUAAAUCCAGCCAAGGGGCUUAUGUAGCUAAACUAGCUGAUUUUGGAGGCGCUGUCUAUGGUUCUGAGAAGUAUGACUCUUAUCGCUUCAUCUGCAAGACACCGAGAUACGCGGCACCGGAAACCGACGGCAUCGUUACUGCUGAGGCCGCAAAGCUAUGCGACGUUUAUUCUUUUGGGUUACUUGCCUGUGAAACCUUUGCAGAUGGGGACUUGGCCAAUCUUCAUUAUGAAUUUAGUCCUCGGCGGGAGGCGUCGGGUUCAUCGGUAACCCUGGCUCAAUUGAAGCGGUCGGGACGACUUUUACACAGAGCGACGUCUAUGAUUCAGGAUUACUUUGAUAUGCGUGAGAUUAACCAAGAUUGUACGGAAAUGGUUCUGUAUGUUCUCGAACAAACUAUUCAAAAGAACCUGACAGAUAGGUCCUUGGGAAGGGCACAGGCUGCUCUUAGAGGUGUCCCUGCAGAUGGUGCUGGACUAUUCUUGGGCACCGUGGGAGCUACUUAUGAUCCUCAAAAUAACACCCCCGGCUUUCGGCCCAUUGUCAAGGCCCCAGUGAACCCGGGGUUCGUCUUUGAGCCUGAAAAGCUAAAGAAUAUCUUGUCUUGGCAGCAGCAAGAGCAUAUACUCCAGGCUCUUCAAGUGAUCUCCGAAUCUGGUGAUCAUAGCCGUGACGUGGAGCUCCAUAAACUCUUUGCAGCCUGGUUCCUUUUCCGAUGCCAUAUAGCCGAAUUCGGCACGUCUCUCGACCCCGAAAAAGCGUGUACAGCGCUUCGAAGAGCUGCAAGCGAUGCGGUUACUGGAUCUGAUGAUUCGAGCGGGUUUGAAUAUCUCGCAGCAUCUUGUGUAUGGCGCGUGAGCCAAGCCUUGGGACAUACACCACCUGAGCUGAUAGCUGCCUUUCCUUCUAGUCUACAGUGGGCUACUCUUCGAGGUGGAUGGCAAGCUGGUCAAGAUCUUGAGGACGCUUUGCCGCUGUUGAGUGAUGAACAGAGACAAAAUGCAACUGAAACGUACCAGAAUGCCCGGAGACUUGCGAAUUACUUCAGUGGUGUUCCUGGUUCACUUGCCUUUUUGCCGCGACAUUUGAGAAAAGAAUUUUCGGUCGAUAAUGCGGAGACACUUCAAAAAGAACUCAGAGAGGAGCUUGGAGGACUCUAUGAACAGUCGUUGAAGAGCUCACCUGCAACGAACGAGCGUAUUCAGCAAGUGACUUCCUUCGACAGGAUCUUUGUCAACAGCCGCGGGCAUGGAGUUCUGCACAUGGCGGCAGCCCGCGGACAAGCCCUGACGAUUGAACAUCUUAUCAACACGUUCAAGCUAAACAUCGACCUGCCAAACCAAGACUGCGAAGAAACACCGUUGGUCUGUGCCUGUCGAAAUGCGCACUUGGAAGCAUCUCUGGCACUCCUUCGCCACGGCGCGAAUCCGAAGGGUCAUCCUCUUGGACAAGACACUCCUCUACACUGGCUCUGGAGAUUUGAACAACACGAGAUGAUGCAAAUGGCUCGAGGCCUGCUGGACGCCGGCGCCCUGAUCGAUGCUCCGUCGGGUGGUAUGAGAGCCGAGGUUCUUAAAGCGCACGCUGACUGGGAGGGAACCAUGUCUAUUCAGACCACACCUUUGGGUCGAUGUGUUCUCUUCCAGAAUAUCCACGCUGCUCAAGUACUCAUUGCACUUGGAGCUGACCCUAUAAUUCAAGUUGAUGGAAAGUCGCCUAUCCAACUUGCCGCUAUGCUAGCAUUGCCAAAUUUCCUUCGACUGUUCUUAUAUCAAGACCAUGAUGAGUCCAAGAUCUCGGGAUUGUUUAAUGGUUUUGAUGACCUCACACUUUUGAAGGCGACUCAGGAGCAAAAGGCUGGUAAUAGAGAUACGUUUUCGUUGCUUAGCCGACUCAUCAGAAACGGCCCGAGAUAUCGUUCUGAUGUCGAGGAAACGUUCGCCAUUUUCAAAGAGCAGAGAGAACUAAUGGGAGCCGCCUCUUCCAGUGGAUCAUCAGGAGAAGCCUUGUGCAUGCAGAUUCGGCUUGGAAAUCGUGAUAUUGUCGCAGCGUUGCUGAAAAUGGGCCAUAAUCCGUCUGGCUCGCCUGAUCAUCGGCCCAUGCGUGAAGCGAUCAUACUCAAUGACGAGAAAGUAUUUCGACUGUUGAGAAACUACGGCUGUGAGAUCGAAAGUUAUCCUGAGUGGCCACGGACUCUACUCCAUGACCUGGCGGCGAGACCGGCUUCUUCUCCCCCUGGGAUUGUCAUAGCGGAAGAGCUCAUAGCGUCAGGGGUUUCUGUUACGGAUCAUCCAGCAGGGACUAGACCGCCUGUUGUUGAAGCUAUCUUACAUGGAUACAUUGACCUAGCGAAUCUCCUCAUACAGCAUGGAGCGCGAAUCAGCUGUGCUUAUCAGUUGGGACCCGAGCUCCCAAGGAUUUCCGUCUUCAAGGAGCUCAUUGAGAAAAGAACAGAGACAUCGCUGUCCAUCUUGCGGUCUCUGCUGACGCCAAAUGAUUCAACAUCGGAUCGAGGGUCCGUCCUACAUCACAAUGAACAGUUUGACUUUAUCGUAGAUCACAUCGGUGACCCCGCCGAACAACAAAGUGCAUGGACUAUCCUUGCUACUUCGCCACCAGCACGCAAGAACGUAGUGGAAGCAGAGAUCUACAUGGCGCAAGUUCAAUGUAUGCUUGCAGAGAAUUCACCCUUCGCUACCAAAGAGUGCAUAAACUUUGAUCAUCCGAAGUCUGGCACCGCCUUGUGCCGAGCCGCUCUGUUCCAAAACCAUUUCCUUGUCGGAAAGCUGCUACGUAGCGGUGCAUAUCCCAAUAUCAGGUUCCGUCAAGACUUUGGACCUGCACAACGAUACUUUGGCAAUGGUUCACCAAUCAAUCUCGCGCUGGGUUGCUAUGAGGUUGCUAUUGAAGGCUGGAGUGAGACUGUGCCAGAUUCUAUGCUGGAGGACAUGAGAAGUGUUAUAAAUGAAUUAGAGUCUAUUCCGGACUAUCCGGAGGAAGCGCUUACUCGCGGAGAGGCACUGAGGAAGCGGCAUGAGGAUAUACUAAAGCUGCGAGAUGACGGAUGGGAUAUGCAGGCGCAGAUGGCCAACAUGAGCAUUGAGCAAGGACCGGUUGACCUAUCAAACAUGAGCGCGGUGCAAGCGCCAGACCUGGAAGAGUCUCAACGGGAGAUGUUCCAGGCUACAGAGACGAUUAUUCGGUGGAUGUUUAAUUCGCAGCGCUACGGAACAAUUGGGCGAGCAGAAAUGGCCAGGAUAGCAGAAGGCGAGAACGCAUAG